Puntigrus tetrazona (Sumatra barb) is the source of this 1033-nucleotide messenger RNA. RefSeq lists its product as uncharacterized. Lineage: Eukaryota; Metazoa; Chordata; Actinopteri; Cypriniformes; Cyprinidae. Gene Ontology annotation, cellular component: membrane. The coding region runs from base 5 to 1033 and encodes 342 amino acids. The transcript has 7 exons. The record is from RefSeq and is a predicted model, not a curated record.
GAGGAUGUCUCAGACGGUCAUACCCGUGGCGUCUUCAACCCUCGUCAUCCAGCUGCAGCCGGCGACGCACACCACCGCUGUCCCGACGCUCACCGCCGCUCCUGCUGCUCCUCUUCAGGGCCUUCAAGCGUUUCUGAAAGGACAACCCAAAGCCCUCGGGACGGUCCAGGUAAUGAUCGGCGUGAUGACUUUUCUGUUUGGCAUCGUGUCUUCAGUUCACGCAGAACCCAUCUUUAUCUACAGUGGUCUUUCGUACUGGGGAUCUCUCAUCUACAUCAGCGCGGGUUCGCUCUGCAUCGCCGCCGAAAACAAAAUGAAUUCCCGCUCCGGUUUGUGUUUGGUAUGUGCUGCACAACACUUUACUUUUAAGGGUACGAAGAACCGUGCGGGAAGUACAGAAAGAGGUUUAACGGCUCUUCUGGAAGCUUCUGUUGUUUUUACGCCUGUAGGUGAGGGCUUCCUUGGAAUGAACAUCUUCAGCGCUAUAACCGGCAUUGCCAUCAUUUUACUUUUAAUAGAUUUGGUUAUAGCAGCGUUGAAUUACUGCGGUGAUUAUGACUGUUAUUUGAACAUCAAGUAUGAGACUCUCUUAAAGGGAAUCAGAGGUGUGUUGCUGAUAUUCUCCGUGCUUGAGUUCAUCAUCUCCAUCUGUCUGUCAGCGUUCGCCUGUAAAGCCGACGCCUGCUGCUGUCCUCCUCAGGUGCAGUUUGCUCAGGUUUUACCUCCACAGUCGUCUGAUGUGGUUCGUUUCCAGGAUCUGAACAGAUCUGAGUAUCUGAGACCGCCGGUCUCUCUCAGACUAACGCUGCCUUUCAGACUGUCACUGUCUCUGAGACCGGCACAGACUUUCAGACCAGAACUGCCUAUGAAGCUAACUCUGUCUCUGAGACUGACACUCUCUCUAAAACUGGCGCUGCCUCAUAGACCAGCACUGCCUCUCAAAUGGACACUGCAACUCAGACCGACACUGCCUCAGUCUGACUCCACCUCCAAUGCUUCUCAGACUGCCAUUGUCUCAGAGACUGUCAUUUAA